This is a messenger RNA of Verruconis gallopava, 2642 nucleotides long. RefSeq lists its product as uncharacterized. The transcript has 2 exons. NCBI's taxonomy places the organism in Eukaryota, Fungi, Ascomycota, Dothideomycetes, Venturiales, Sympoventuriaceae. Gene Ontology annotation, biological process: mitochondrion distribution. Gene Ontology annotation, cellular component: cytoplasm. The record is from RefSeq and is a predicted model, not a curated record. The coding region runs from base 177 to 1751 and encodes 524 amino acids.
UUGCUGUCGAGGAUACUUUCGCCUGGGGGCGAACAUGCGAUCUGAACUAUAUGUGAAAAACUGCCUACUCACCUGAUCAAGCUGCCCCUGUAGAAUUCUUGCAUUCCGGUCAUAUUCGCGCAAGACUCUUUAAAACCAGGUGUCCGCGGGCGGCGGCUAGACGUCCCAAAAACAAAAUGCACGAGAUCGUGACGCUGCAAUUUGGUAACCAAAGCAACUACAUUGGCACGCACUUUUGGAACGCUCAAGAAUCGUAUUUCACGUACACAGCGGACGAAGAGUCCGCUGUUGAUCAUGAUGUUCAUUUUCGACCUGGCAUUGGCUCGGACGGCUCCGAGACGUUCACGCCCAGAGUCGUGAUAUACGACGUGAAGGACAAUUUCGGCGCGCUUCGCCAAGUCAACGCUCUGUACGAGAUCCAAAAUGAAGAUGCCUCACCGGCUGGAGUGUGGACGAGCGAUCCGAUUCUUCAUCAUCACCCUGCCAUUCCUCCGCAUCCGUACCAGGUUGCGCUGGAUGCUGGAACUGUACCUUCACCAAUUUCCGCGCCGAGCGUGCGAUAUUGGUCCGACUUCAAUCGUGUCUUCUACCAUCCGAGAUCUAUGGUACAUCUGAUUCCGCCGACUUCCCAUCUCUCAUCAACUCCGAGCUCCCAGGUUGAGCCGUUGGAUCAGUGGGAAGUAGGCGAAGAGCUUUUCAAGAGCGAAGAUCAGGAGCACGAUCUUAUCGACAGAGACCUGAGGCUGUUCGUCGAAGAGUGCGACCAAAUGCAGGGAUUUCAGAUAUUGACCGGGGCUGACGAUGCCUGGGCUGCUUUCGCGGGACGUUAUGUUGAAAGCAUCCGGGACGAGUAUGGAAGAAAGAGCAUAUGGAUCUGGGGUACAGAAGCAGUCAAUAGGUCAGAAAGCAGGGAAAAACGGAGAAAACAGGCACUCAAUGUAGCAAGAAGCACGGCCAUUUUCGCCUCGCAAGCUUCAUUAUACAUGCCAAUCUCGACUUCUCCGGUGAAUGCGCUUCCUUGGUACGUUGAUCGGGCAAUGCAAACAAGAUGGCAGACAUCUGGCUUGCAAGCUACGUUGAUAGAAUCCGUAACUUUGCCAACCAGACUGCGCAACACUUCGAACCAAAGCCGUGGUCUGAUGAUCGACAUUGAGCCCAUCUUCACCAAUGACGCCAAACGGAAUAUCCUGGCAGCUUCAAUGAGUGCUUCGAUUCCGAAUGAAAAAGAUCGAGUCAUCAAUGGAGAUUCGGCGCGCGAUCACAGAAUGAUCAAUGGCAUUGACUCCGACCACGAAUCAAAUGCCAAAGAGCCGGAGCAGCUAGAUAUUGACCUUUUCCAUCGGACCCUUGGCGAUCCAAAUCAGAGGCGUAACGCACAGCAGCGAACGCACAUAUUCUCACAGGUCGAUGUUCUGCGUGGCGAUUUUGUUUCUUCUCCUUCUUUGCAAGACCCAACCGAUCUUGAUGCGCCCAUCGUUCAAACGUACUCAUCAGAACUGCUAUUCCCCCGGCCGUCUAGCUUCCCCAACAUCUUCCAUUUCCCCUCGAUCGAUCCGGAGUCUGGGGUUGAGGUUAAGUCUGCAAUGUCUGCUUCAACUGCCGUGACGGACAGAUUGCGCUUCCUCGCUGACUUCGCACGAAGUAGCACGAACGUUGACGAAAGGGAAGCGCUGAGAGCCGAUCUGCUCGCGCGAUCAGAGGAAUAUGUCGAAGGCUGGGAAGACGAACACUAUUUAAGCGAUGAUGAAUAGAAAACGAUCGAUUUCGGAAUUUUGAACAAGAAUCAUCGAUUUACAUAUACCAUCUGUCGCUUUACGCAGAAAAUUUUUCAUGCUGACUCCUCCUUCGUGUCAACGAACGACAGCCUUUUCCCAGCGUCGGUCUCGUUGCUACCUUGGAUAUCGGCAUUUUCAAGGAAUGCGCGGAUCUCAGCUUCUUCUUCAUCGCUUAGAUGUACAUCGAGAGAAUGCCAGUUCUGCUCCAGAUAUUUGAUGCUUCUUGUACCAGGGAUUGGAAUGAUAUCUUUGCCCUGCUUCACGACCCACGCAAUGGCAAGCUGGGCCGUUGUACAAUUCUUCUUGUCCGCGAAGCAUUUGAAUUGCUCAACCACCUUCGCGUUGGAUUCAAUGUUCUCGGGCCUGAACCAGGGCAUAUAUUUUUUGCGGACAUCUUCCUCCUCAAGCGACGCGUUGGUUUUGUGAGAACCCGUCAACAGGCCACGUCCAAGCGGGGCAUACGCCACGACGGCGAUGCCAAGCUCACGACACGUCUUGAGCAGGUCUGUACCUGCUUCAGUCUCUAUAUCACGUACAAAUGGCGAGUAUUCAACCUGGACUGCAUCGACAUGCGCAAUCUUGCAUGCCCUCCGGAGAGCGUUGGAGCUGGCGCCGCAAAUCCCAAUGUAUCUGAUUUUACCUUCCCUGCUGGCCUAUUUAGCCCGCCACGUCGAUUUUCAAUUUUGUGGUACCACUUACGCUUUUAGUUCCACCAUAGCUCGCAUUGUCUCUUCGAUGGGAGUAUCUGGGUUAAGGCGGUGGGCGUAGUCUGAUCGUCUCAGCGUUUACCUUAGCCUUUGUGUCAGGUCUUUGUACAUACACAGGUCUAUAGUCUUAAUACCCAUUCUUUCCAAACUGGCCUCGCAA